Messenger RNA from Doryrhamphus excisus (bluestripe pipefish), 3902 nucleotides. It is a transcript of the gene pigb, whose product is annotated as phosphatidylinositol glycan anchor biosynthesis, class B. Gene Ontology annotation, biological process: GPI anchor biosynthetic process. NCBI's taxonomy places the organism in Eukaryota, Metazoa, Chordata, Actinopteri, Syngnathiformes, Syngnathidae. The record is from RefSeq and is a predicted model, not a curated record. Gene Ontology annotation, molecular function: alpha-1,2-mannosyltransferase activity. Gene Ontology annotation, cellular component: endoplasmic reticulum membrane.
UGAACUCACCGGGGUAGUAUCUGACGCGUGUGAUUGUACUGACCACGGAUAGACAGAAGAACACGACGUUAGAGCAGGCUCAACAAGGAGGAUACGGAAGGGUCACUUAACGCCAUAUUGCAGAGUUUCUCCUUCUUGUUGUUGUUGUUGUAUAUGGCGGGUUGCUACCAACAUAGGUGCAUACCGCCUCCUACUGUACCGGAGGAUGGAUACGCAUGGUGUGUACUUAGGUUACAGACUUACAGAAGAGUGAAAAUCAAAACAAACACACGCCUAAACAAAAUAAAAUAGUGCAUGACAACAUUCUUUGGUGUUGUCACCCUUUCCCAAUAUACAUUUUAAAUCCCAGCCCAUACCUAUGUUGUACAGUUUGUCCCUCAACAUAUUAGAUGAUCUCUAACGCUAAAUGGCAGAUGUAUAAUACUUAUAAUACUUAAUCUAUUCAUUUCGAUUAGCAAUUUUAAUUUGCUGUCUAGUGGAGGUUAGAAUUAUUGUUACAUUAUUUUAAACUUUUAAUUUGAAGUCUAAAUAUAACGCUGUACAGGAAGUAGGUGUAAAUCCGGAAGCGCGGUAAUGACAUUUUUUCCAAUUGAAAAAGUAGGGUACACAAUAAGUUGGAUUUCCUCAGUAUACUUAAAAAAACACGGUGGUUUAGUUGGAUCUUCAGUGUUGUGAAGCUAUCGCCAUUAAGUCGUGUCAGUUUUGUAUCUACAACUCAAGUGUUUUUGAGUUCCUCGAGUUAAAUAUUUGGAGUAAUGUUGGCUGAAUGAGUGUAGCGAUUGUCUUCCGGACAGGUAAGGCAGGUAGAUGUACGUCUAAAGACACAAUGUCCAUAUGGAGACUUUUAGACAACGUCUGAAGUUCGGGAGGAAAGAAGAGGAUGUGAAACUAAGGAAAAGAAAGUCACUACUAUACAUAAAGGGAGAUCAUGACUCUCUUAAGAAUGAUGUGCUGAGAGUUGCAGCAUUUUCUGUGACUUUCCGGAUGAUCAACUGCUUCCUAGUUCAGACCAGUUUUGUUCCAGAUGAAUAUUGGCAGUCUCUGGAGGUUGCCCAUCACAUGGUCUUCAAUUAUGGCUAUCUGACCUGGGAAUGGAAAGCAGGCAUUCGAGGCUUCACCUAUCCUCUGUUCUUUGCCGUCAUAUACAAACUACUACACUUGUUGAACUGUGACUCAGUUUAUAUCCUGAUUUGGCUGCCUCGAGUCAGUCAAGCGCUCCUCGCUGCAUGUGCAGACGUGAAGUUUUUUUUCCUCAUCAGGACACUAGAGAAUGGACAAGUUGCAAAAUGGACGUUCUUCUGCCAUCUGUGCUCGUGGUUCACGUGGUUCUGCUGCACCAGGACGCUCAGCAACAGCAUGGAGGCUACCAUCACCUGCCUGGCCCUUUCCUACUUCCCUCUGCCAGCAUCCAAAACACACAGCAGCAAAAAAUAUUUGAUCCUUGUUGCCUUGGCUAUUAUUGUUCGUCCGACGGCCCUGAUUGUUUGGCUUCCGCUGUUGAUUUACCAUUUCUGGCAGGAGGAAAACAAACUGAGAUUAGUUUCUCAUGACUACAUCCCGAUUGGGGUGUCAGCUGUUGUGAUUUCAACCAUAAUUGACUGCAUCUUCUAUGAAAAGUGGACCUUCGUGCAGUUUAACUUCCUGAAGUUUAACGUCUUCCAUGGCAUAGCAGACUUCUACGGCUCCCACCCCUGGCACUGGUACUUCACACAGGGCUUUGUGGUCAUCAUCGGUCCACAUCUCCCCUUCUUUCUUCACGGAUGCUCCCUGGCUUUCAGAAGAUACAGAAUCCUGCUGGUGGCUAUCAUCUGGACCAUCAGCGUGUACAGUUUGCUUCCUCACAAGGAGUUCAGGUUCAUCUAUUCUCUGCUUCCUCUUUGUAUGAUCUUUUGUGGGUUAUCGAUGGCUAAUAUGGGAGCGUGGCGCCGAGCAGCCGCAUCUGUUUUGCUAGUGACCAACCUGCUCACAGCUCUCUACACGGGCCUCAUUCAUCAGCGCGGUGUUCUAGACGUCAUGAGCCACCUCCAGACACUUUGCCAUGUCUCUGAACAGCCACAGCCGGACAUUCUCUUCCUCAUGCCCUGCCACUCAACCCCUUUCUACAGUCACAUUCACUGCCCACUGAAGAUGAGUUUCCUGGAGUGUCCGCCUGAUCUUGGCGAGGAGGAUUACAUGGACAAAGCUGACAGGUUCUAUGGUGACCCUCUUCACUGGCUCAGAACUUCAUUUCCACACAAGUCCUCAUAUCCUACUCACUUGGUUCUGUUUGAUGUUUUAGAGAAGGAAAUCUCUGUGUUUUUGCACGAGAAUAACUUCACAAAGACAACAGAGAUGUUUCACACCCAUUUUCCCUCGGGAAGAGUUGGAGGAAGCAUUUUUAUUUACGAAAGGCACUGACAACUACUGGAACAAUGCUUCUGAUACGGUGCAUUAGCUGCUGAAGUAAAUUUUAAACGCCAUGCUUUGUGAUACAGCUUCAUUCUGUCCUAUGGGAAAACCAAACACCAAAUGGUUAAUGAUGCACUAAAUGUUUGGUGAGAACUUUAAAAGUUCCCUCACUAAAUGCAUGUUAAAGAACCAUAAGGUUUAAGUUGAGAUGAAGCAAAAACAAGAGGUGGAAUGUUACAACAAUUCUAGAAAACAUAAACACUAAAGCCUCCCCUGUUUUGCUAUUGACUUUCCGCACCAGCUUGGGCUGUCAAUGUAUUUUCACAAAAAGAAUGUAAUUUACCAUUUAUUAGUUGAAACUUCACAAAUUGAGGGAUUUUUGAAAUUGUUAAAAAAUACUGUUAAAAUGUGAAAGAGGCGUCUGGGGUGAAAGUUCAAAUGAACGUGUCACCUCUAUAAAGAUCACAAAUUUCAUCUCAUAGCGAUUGUUAGGGGUGUGUAACAGAAGGUAUAUUUGAUUUGUCAGUUAAAAUGAACAUUAGUCACCUAAUGGCUGAGGUAUUUUAAGAAAUAAUCUUGGGUAGGAAGGAAAGCUAACUGACAGAAUAGUGUAACAAAGAUGUCAAUGCAUUGCCAGCAUACCCCAGGUUGUAUUAAUAACUGAGCUGCUAAUCAGAGUCCCCAAUUGUAUUGUAUUAUUCAGAUAUAUUUUCUGUAUGUGGCUCUGGAUGGAAAAAGUUUGGACAUUCUUAUAUGGGUAUUACUUUGAUAAUUAAUGCAUUUAUGCGCAUUUCAGCUCAGCGACAGCAUCUCUUAGCAUUCACAUGCAAUUUGAAUGGUAAUCUAAUUGCUCUGUUUUGAAUAGUAGAUGCUUGAGGUAGUUAGGGGUCAAAGAUUAAAUAACUAUACAUUUUGCCAACACUUGGUUUAAACGUCCAAUCAGUUUUCCCUCCUUACCUUCGCAAGGGUAUUUGACUGUUUUGUAGUUGAAUGCCUUUAAAGUGAGGUGUUUUUUUUCCCCCGAUAGCGAUUAAUCCCAUACCAAAAAUAGAAUUCCUUCCCCAAACCAACCCCAGCUGGUAGACAUUCAGUAGCUUCAAAACAUAUAAAUAUUGUGCAAACAGACAAACCAGAAAAAGACUAAAGAAUUAUAUCAUUUUUAGUAUUUGGGGUCAAACGGCAUAGGGCCCAAUUCAAUUUUGACAUCUGCCAUGUGUCCGUUUCUUCCUGUCCUGCUCCACUUGCGCUCACUGUGAUGCCGCGCUCUGUCUCUCUGCUGCCUACGAGCUUGAUGAUUCACCCUUGACUCCUCCCUGGAGUACUGGUCUGGUCGUUCAAGCGGCCCGCUGGGAGGGAGGAGAGCAAGAAAAUGAGUGUUACGGAAUUUUUAAUUACUUGUAUACACAUAGGGCGGCAUGGCGGGUGAGUGGUUAGCGCGCAGACCUCAUAGCUAGGAGACCAGGGUUCAAUUCCACCCUCGGCCAUCUCUGUGUGGAGUUUGCAUGUUCUCCCCG